AUGCCCUUCAGAAAAGAUCUAGUAGAAAGACGAGUCUCUUUCUACGUUGGAAGCCAACCCAAACAACCAACAUCAAAUGCACUUGCUGAGGACGAGCAGACAGAUGGAAGAUCAAACAAGACCAGACGGAUGCAAGACCAGAGACGCAAGUCUAUAACUGUAAAAAGGCCGUUGACCUCUUCCAAGAUACGAGAGAUUAGUUUAUCGACGCAGUGGUUGCCGGUCCAGCCCCUGCAGACUCUUCAAGAUCAAGCUGCUGCAAACUCUGAGCUCGCCAACAAUAGUUCUAGUGCUCAUUCAGAGCUCGCCAACAAUGGUUCUAGUGCUCAUUCCACUAGCAGUUUGAUUCUACAAUUUGGCCUGUAUCAAGUCAAGUAUGUCCCCUUCCAACAAAAAGGUCUUAAAAGUGUGAUUGACCUCCCAACCAAGAAGUACCGAGGGUCUGCAACGGUGUCGACUCUGGAUGCUAAAGGGAUCUGUCUAUGGAACAAUGCCAUGUCACACCUUGUCAGUCGUGUGGCCUUUGCAUCGAAAAUACGGUCUAACCGUGAGGGAUUACAAGCGUUUUCGAAAUGGACGUAUUCUAGUGUCGCAGAAUGCUUCAUUGUUGGAGGAGAUUCACCAGACUUACGUGUGCUGGACUUGGACUUUGUAGAACGAGCUAGCAUUGUCACCAACCGCAAUAUUCUUUGCCUCCUGUACAUUGAGUCUCGAAAUGAAGUCGUGGCUGGUGAAAUUGGCGGAAUACACGUAUAUAGUCUGAUCAAACGAAUAUCGAAAUCCAAGAAUGCCACAUUCGAUUUGAGAGUCCGAUUAGAUAUUCGAGACCUGAGAGCUGAUGAUUGGGUGUCUAAUGUUGCAUACGAUGAAACACUGCUCAAACUCUUUGGCAUGAGUGAAACUGGAAUCAUCAUCUACGACAUGGAAUUAGGAAUCCGAACGCACACACUAAAACUCGAGCCACUCGAAGUUGGAGUAUCGGUAGCAUUUUAUCCUCCUCUCGAAUAUCUCGUUACUGGAUCCAGAGACGGCAGGGUGCGAGUUUGGAAUUCUCGGCUAAAGCCCCUCCACGAAUUACGAGGACACACGCACCAAAUAUCCAGCUUGGCCCUCAUGGAGAAAACCGACGUCAGUCCUUCCAGCUGGGGAACAUUGCCUGUGUGCAUAUCUUCAUCAUGGGAUGGUUCAAUUCGACUGUGGCAAAUAGAGACAGGCGAAUGUUUGCAAAGAAUCGACGUCGGACAACCCGUUCUGCAAAUGUCUUUUAUGUCACCCGAUGUACUUGUGAGCGUCACUGACGAUGCCAUACAGCAUUUUGGUAUUGGAAGGCAUCGUCUCUUCUUUUCGCAACUUGGAUCAACACCAACCAUCUUACGCCGAAUAAACUCUCUGCCUCCUCGGAUUCUAUGUGCAACAGUCGAUGGAGCCAUUCGAUUCAUUUCUCCAGUGUCUGGACAGACACUGUCCAUAGGCUUUCCUUCGCUCGCCAAUGUUGUGUUUACGAGUCUAGAAUACGAUCCAACACGAAGACGGAUCUACGCAUUCUCAAGUCAGUCAUGCUUUGUGUAUAGUGUUGCGACCAAUCCUAUGACGAUCGUGGCGGAGCUAAAGACAUCACCUGACCAUACCGUAUUCUGUGGAGUCUUCAAUUCAUAUAAUCAAACAUACUUUGAGCUGUUAUCUGGAUCUCGAGAUGGCAAGAUCGAGAGACUUGAUGUGGAUGCUAACUUUCAAAGUCAGAGGCUGGCACUAGCCCAUGCUGGUCCUCUUUCCAUUUUGACCUUUGAUUCAACAAACAACCAUCUUGUAUCUUACGGCAGUGAUCUGGCAAUAAAGAUCUGGGAACCCGUUAUGAGUCAAAGCAAGGACGGAAUUUCAUCUAUUUCAGGCCUUUCGCUACUACAAGUGGUUUCACUUCCUAUCAGCCUCACAUCCCGUAUAUCAUGCCUAAAUCCCGCAACGAAAUCCAUAAUAUGUGAGAUUCACGGGCACUUGAAUGUCUUUGGUCUCACACCUGAAAAUCAAGAGAAACUAGUACUGCAAGAUCAUGCAACAACGCUUCCAUCAAAGGCGGUAGACUGUCUGUCAUUAUAUGGUUGUUAUGCUUCAGUUUCAGAAGAUGGCGCCGUGAAAGUUUGGGAUCAUUCUGAUGGAUCUAUGGUUCGAGAGGUUCAAAUUGGCGCAAAGUCACAGACAAUGUGCUUUGCAAAUGAGAGGGGAGAUCUUCUUGUCGGGACUGAACAAGGGAUAUCUAUUGUAAGGUGUCAGGAAUAUAUGCCUCCUCAUCUAAUUAGAAAGAUAUUGGAUCUUGGACCCAAAGAUGAUUCUCUCGAGUCGCUCUUCCCAUUUUCCGAUGAUGCAGAUCUGUGGCACUAUAUCGAAGAGCGAGAGGUUUACGAAAGUUCUGGAAGAGUGAGUAAAGUCGGUUCAUCUAGUCAGUGGUCAAGGCCAAGCUCUGCUACCCCGUUAUCUAGUUCGUCGUGUCGUCUGCCAACUAGACGGGAACUCCAGCAUCGUCGAAUGAGAGAAACAAACGAAGCCGAAUUCAUUAAUCGAGAAACUGCAGUCUUUCGACGUGGACAAUCUCUGGGGCUUCCAAACCCAUUCACAGAAGCUAAUCCAGCACAUUCAUGGCAAAUCAAUAACGAAAAUCCAACUCGAGAUGUGGAUACGAUUAUGGUUGAGAAUGUUGAGUUGGGAGUAUCUACUACGGACUUGUGUGUGGAGGUUGAUGUUGUUAGUGAGGAGAGACCAACAUCAGCAGCAGCUACGAUUAGCCGUCACUCUGUAGUUCAAGCUGCCUUUGCAGACCCUGAAUACUCUCUAGAUCCAACUCUACCAACAGCAACAGUAUCAACCAAAAUCGCCUCUCGUGUAAAACCUCGCAAAAAGAUGACAAAGGAGCAAAUUGCAGAAACCCACAAACGUCGAGAAGCACUUCGACUAGCCUUACAAAGACAAGGCUACAACCUUCCGAACUCGUUAGCACUGGAACGGGGCGUUGCUAGUGCAACGACACGAGGUAGACCAGGAUACCAGCGUCCCAUAAGAGCUCACCAAGAUCCAGACGCUAUCUUGCAAUGGGAAGACGAACAAUUUGAAAUGAAGCCAUUGUUCAAUGAUGAUCUUGGUUCUGAAUACGAGGAGGAUGAUGGUGGUGAUACCGAUUCUUCUAACUCGUCGGAAGGGACACCGUCUGAAGCGUCAGAGGAUUCGAAUAAGGUUGAGCGACGAGUACCAGUGUUACCACCUAUUCAAGCCCCCACGACACAAGCCUCCAUAUCAAACAACGAAGUGGCUCCCACAAUAGCUUUUGUAGUGAAUGGACGGGAUUCGACGUUAGAGCCGUUAACCAAAGUAGACCAAAAAGCAGCGGAAGCGUACACAUGGGAUUUAAUGAAACAAGCAGAUCUAACUGGCAAAAACCGUGACGAAACCCUUCAUAAAGUGACUGAACAGUCCUGGUUUCCCGGGUUGGGCUCAUUGGCAUUCACCUUAUUCAACAUUAUCAAGGUCGUAGUCCAAGUGUUACUUCAUGCCGACAAAUGGGAAGAUCGCUGUGAAGCAUCCAAAGCACUUUUAUACCUAUCUGCGACAUUCCGAGAUGAUGUCAAAGAUCCAGUGCGAGAGUUUAUUCAACCGACACUCGAAGCUAUGGCUGAUGAAUCGACGCAUUGGAAGGUGCGAGCUACAUGCUGUGCUCAUAUACUGGCGUUUGGGAUAUGGUCGGCUGAGGUGAUUGCUGCUCUUAUUGGGCGGCUGCAAGACUCUGAAGAGAAAGUGAGAGAAAUUGCUGUCAAGGCUCUCAUCAAGAUUGGGAUUAAUACUACGGAUGCGUUACGAGCUACGCUGGAACGGUUGGGUGCUCGUCAUUUAAAUCCAAAUCUGGAUAUAUGUUCUACUUAUGUGCCUUUGGAUAUCUUGCUCGCAAAAAUCUCACGAGAAAAGCUCGAUCAUAAACUGGACGAGACAAAUCCAGAUGUUGAACGAUGGAUUAGAACAGUACCAGAUUUCUCUCCAACCGGAUUGUCUCGACAAGCUAGUUACUAUGAGCACUUGGCAGGUUACUUCUUCAAGGACGACAAACGACAAGUCAUCUUGCCAGAGUACUUGACUAGCAGCGCUACCUACCGAAGCAGUGCUCGUGGUCGAGAAGAUGAAACAGCCGGUCUCAACGCUCAACCUCUCUCACGCCCAGAAACAGCAUACGUGUUAUCACGACCAGGAACUCAGUCUGAUAUAGUCCGGGUCAUGAAAGCUACUGGACCUUCACGACCAUCAACAGCAAGGUUUUCAAGACCUGGUACGGCUUUUACUGGUUGCUCGACAUCCAGUUCUCGUGCUACGACAGCCAAGGCACUGUCUCGCCCAACGACGAGAGAAAACCACCGUCCGUUUUCACCUGACUGGUCUGCGAAAUAUCAUCCAUCAGCAAUUGAAAGACGGGAAAGUGGGUUCAUAAUGUAG
Molecule: messenger RNA, 4467 nt
Organism: Synchytrium microbalum
Lineage: Eukaryota; Fungi; Chytridiomycota; Chytridiomycetes; Synchytriales; Synchytriaceae
Exons: 11
Coding region: 1-4467 (1488 amino acids)
Molecular function (GO): protein binding
Source: RefSeq, a predicted model, not a curated record